AUGUAUUCCACGAGCACUCAGAAGAAGGAGUGGACGUUCACAAAGGAUGAGCUGGCCGAAAAGCGUAGACUUGCUAAUGAGGCUUUCCGCUAUAAGCAGGCGGAUUUGCUACAGCCUGGAGAAGAAGAGAUUCUCCUGACGGUCGAGGAAGAGGCCCAAAUGUUAAAUGUGGUAGAGUGCGCUGCGAUCAGGAUAGCAUUGCAGAUUGUGAUGAUGGCGUGUUUCUAUCUUGCCAUGAAAGUCGAAGAGUUUUACGUCACCAUUGACGAAUUUGUGGCGAAUCUAAGAUCUGGAACUCCGGAACAGAACACGACCCGGAUUUUAGGUUUGGAGCCUGAAAUUAUGCGCGCUCUUCGUUACCAUAUAACAAUACAUUGUCCUUUUCGGCCUUUUGAAGGGCACUUGGUGGAAAUGAAAACAAGAAUGCUACUUCUUAAUUUCAACGUGGAGACAAUUCGCGAGCCUGCAGAUCAGUUUUUUAGGAAAGCACUUCUGUCGGACAUUAUGCUUAUGUAUCCACCUUCUCAGAUAGCGCUAGCUGCUUUGAAAUAUGGUUUAGAUUCUUUAGACAAAUCUCCCGAUGUUCUUACGGAAUUUCUUCAAAAACUAAUGGGUAUUGAAGAUGAUUGGAAAGGUACGCAUGGGGAUGCCUUACAAAUCAUUGAUAAGCUACUCAUCAGGCAAGUACUAGUAGGUUGUUACCCCUGA
Molecule: messenger RNA, 708 nt
Organism: Angiostrongylus costaricensis
Lineage: Eukaryota; Metazoa; Nematoda; Chromadorea; Rhabditida; Metastrongylidae
Source: the annotation of a GenBank genome assembly